AACCAAGAUCACUCCAUGGAUGAAGUGACAGCAGUGGUGAAGACUGAAAAAGGCGUUGGUGGCAGUAAUGGGGGUAAUGGUAAUGGUGGUGGUGCCUUUUCUCAGACUCGAAGCAGCAGCACAGGCAGUAGCAGCAGCAGUGGAGGAGGAGGGCAGGAAUCCCAGCCAUCUCCUUUGGCUCUGCUGGCAGCAACCUGCAGCAGAAUUGAAUCACCCAAUGAGAACAGCAACAACUCCCAGGGUCCAAGUCAGUCAGGUCGCACAGGUGAACUUGACUUCACAGCUACCCAACUUUUACAGGGUGCCAGUGGCUGGCAGAUCAUCUCUUCCUCCUCUGGGGCUACCCCUACCUCAAAGGAACAGAGUGGCAACAGUACCAAUGGCAGCAAUGGCAGUGAGUCUUCCAAGAAUCCCACAGUCUCUGGUGGGCAGUAUGUUGUGGCUGCCACUCCCAAUUUACUGAACCAGCAAGUUUUGACAGGUCUACCUGGAGUGAUGCCUAACAUUCAGUAUCAAGUAAUCCCACAGUUCCAGACAGUUGAUGGGCAACAACUACAGUUUGCGGCCACUGGGGCCCAAGUAAAGCAGGAUGGUUCUGGUCAAAUACAGAUCAUACCCGGUGCAAACCAACAGAUCAUCACAAAUCGAGGAAGUGGAGGCAACAUGAUUGCUGCUAUGCCAAACCUUCUCCAGCAGGCUGUCCCCCUUCAAGGCCUUGCUAAUAAUGUGCUCUCAGGACAGACUCAGUAUGUGACCAAUGUGCCAGUGGCUCUGAAUGGAAACAUCACCUUGCUACAUGUCAACAGUGUUUCUGCAGCUACCUUGACUCCUAGCUCUCAGGCAGUCACUAUCAGCAGCUCCGGAUCCCAGGAGAGCGGCUCACAGCCUGUCACCUCAGGGACCGCCAUCAGUUCUGCCAGCUUGAUGUUGUCGCAAGCCAGUUCCAGCUCCUUUUGCACCAACGCCAAUAGCUACUCAACAACUACUACCACCAGCAACAUGAGAAUUAUGAACUUCACCACCAGCGGGUCUUCAGGGACCAGCUCUCAAGGCCAGACACCCCAGAGAGUAAGUGGGCUACAAGGGUCUGAUGCUCUGAACAUCCAGCAGAAUCAGACAAGUGGAAGCUCACUAUAAGCAAGUCAGCAAAAAGAAGGAGAGCAAAACCAGCAGACACAGCAACAGCAAAUCCUUAUUCAGCCCCAGCUAGUUCAAGGGGGACAGGCUCUUCAGGCCCUCCAGGCAGCGCCAUUGUCGGGGCAGACCUUUACAACUCAAGCUAUUUCACAGGAAACCCUCCAGAACCUCCAGCUUCAGGCUGUUCCAAACUCUGGUCCCAUCAUCAUUCGGACACCAACUGUGGGGCCUAAUGGACAGGUCAGUUGGCAGACCCUUCAGCUGCAGAAUCUCCAAGUCCAGAACCCACAAGCCCAGACAAUCACCUUGGCCCCGAUGCAGGGUGUUUCCUUGGGGAACACAAGCAGCAGCACCACCACCCUUACACCUAUCGCCUCUAUUCCUGCAGGCACGGUCACUGUGAAUGCUGCUCAACUCUCUUCCAUGCCAGGCCUCCAGACUACUAACCUCAGUGCUUUGGGCACUUCAGGGAUCCAGGUGCACCAGCUUCCAGGCCUGCCAUUGGCUAUAGCAAAUGCCCCAGGUGAUCAUGGAGCUCAACUUGGCCUCCAUGGGGCUGGUGGUGAUGGAAUACAUGAUGAAACAGUGGGUGGAGAAGAAGGAGAAAAAAGCCCUGACCCCCAACCCCAAGCUGGUCAGAGGACCAGGCGGGAAGUAUGCACCUGUCUGUACAAUAAAGACACUGAAGGAAGGAGUUCCGGUGAUCCUGGCAAAAAGAAACAGCAUAUUUGCCACAUUCAAGGCUGUGGCAAAGUAUAUGGGAAGACCUCACACCUCCGGGCACACUUGCGCUGGCAUACAGGGGAGAGGCCACUCAUGUGUACCUGGUCCUACUGUGGGAAGCGUUUCACACGUUCGGAUGAGCUUCAGAGAUUCAAACGCACUCACACAGGUGAGAAGAAAUUUCCCUGCCCUGAAUGUCCUAAGCACUUCAUGAGGAGUGAUCACCUGUCAAAACAUAUCAAGACCUAUCAGAAUAAGAAAGGAGGCCCAGGUGUAGCCCUGAGUGUGGGCACUUUGCCCCUGGAGAGUGGGGCAGGUUCAGAAGGCAGCGGCACUGCCACUCCUGCAGUCCUUAUUACCACCAAUAUGGUAGCCAUGGAGGCCAUCUGUCCAGAGGGUAUCACCUGUCUUGCCAAUAGUGGUAUCAACGUCAUGCAGGUGGCAGAUCUACUGUCCAUUAAUAUCAGUGGUUUCUGA
Molecule: messenger RNA, 2337 nt
Organism: Jaculus jaculus (lesser Egyptian jerboa)
Lineage: Eukaryota; Metazoa; Chordata; Mammalia; Rodentia; Dipodidae
Product: transcription factor Sp1-like
Exons: 1
Biological process (GO): regulation of transcription by RNA polymerase II
Molecular function (GO): RNA polymerase II cis-regulatory region sequence-specific DNA binding; DNA-binding transcription factor activity, RNA polymerase II-specific
Source: RefSeq, a predicted model, not a curated record